AUGAACAGAGCCAAUAAACUUAUUUUAGAUCUAGCUAAUUAUUCUGAUCCCUUUCUUGGGGUAGUAGCGAUAAUCUAUAUCGCAGGUUGCUAGUUUGGAAUGAUGAUAAUUUAUCCAAAUUUAGAACUGAUAAUAUAGUUCCCCUUAAUUUGCUUGUUUGAGCUGAUCAUGUACAUGAUGAUCAUUGAGAAGCAUAAAAAGUAUUUCGACAAGUUAUCAUGCUGCUUGAGGCAAGGAAGUGUCAUGUAUUUAGUUUGUCUAUUUAAGCUCAGAGACAGAUUUAUGCAAGAAAACAGAUUUAAGAAGCUCAGAGUAGCAAUCAUGCUUAUAAUCACAGUAGUUGCCAUCAUGAUAUCAGUUUUAAAAUCUCCAUAGUUGUAAGCUUUUGGAUCUACAAUGUACUAUGAUAACGAGGAAGUAUCUCAAAAUGAGAUUGAGAUGUACACUACUAUGUAAAUAUCAUAGGUUAUAGUUAUGUGGCUAGUCAUUAUAUAUCAUGUACUCUAUGGCUGUGGGAAAUAUUUGAUUUACCUGACUAUCUCUGUACUAUUUUGCCCAUGCCUGUUUUGUUAUAUGAUUUUUAACCGAGGAAAUCAACAAAUUGAGAUAAGAGAAAUACCAAAUCAAUUAAACUAGCGAGAAUCCUUUGGAGGAUAUCAAGGAUCAAUGACUAAGAUGCAAAGAUAAAGAUAGGAUGUUUAAGAAUGGAUUGAAAGGAAUAGAAUUCAAUACAAGAAGUUGAUACCACAAGCAUAGGCUGCUUAAUGCUCUAUCUGUCUAAACAAUUUUCAGAAAAGAGAUUAUCUAGUUUAACUCAAAUGUAACAUAAUUCACAGAUUUCAUUAUGACUGUAUUAAGGUAUGGGGGCUAUCAAAGAUCUCUUGUCCUCUUUGUAGAUAAGAUAUAGUACCUAUUAGGUAGUACGUCACAGAUUACGAAGUGGGACUUAAUGGUAAUAUAAUAGCAACGCAACGAAUAGUUGAAAACACCAACCCUUCAAACUCAUCAGCUUAGCUAGCUAAUGAUUAAAAUACAAACAAUUUGAUCAAUGGAAAUGAACUUUAAGUAGAUGAUUUCAGUAGUAAUAGUAAUAACAAUGUAAAUAAUUAAAACAGUUAACGCCUAAGUACAAGACCCAUAAACUAGCUCGAAUAAUAAAGUCAGCAAUAACUGGACGAUUUACAGAUUAUCGUUAAUGGAUAUUAAUGA
Molecule: messenger RNA, 1209 nt
Organism: Stylonychia lemnae
Lineage: Eukaryota; Ciliophora; Spirotrichea; Sporadotrichida; Oxytrichidae
Source: the annotation of a GenBank genome assembly